Messenger RNA from Tribolium madens (black flour beetle), 2237 nucleotides. Its product is annotated as NEDD8 ultimate buster 1-like. NCBI's taxonomy places the organism in Eukaryota, Metazoa, Arthropoda, Insecta, Coleoptera, Tenebrionidae. Gene Ontology annotation, biological process: regulation of ubiquitin-dependent protein catabolic process. The transcript has 7 exons. The record is from RefSeq and is a predicted model, not a curated record. Gene Ontology annotation, molecular function: protein binding. The coding region runs from base 364 to 2157 and encodes 597 amino acids.
UUUCACCUAAUUAAACUUAAAUUAAACGGGGCAUUUCAUGGGGUUAAUGACUUUUUCGUUACACAACUGUCAGUUUUCAAACGUCAAAAAUUCAGGGAUUUUUUCUUUCACCCAUCACUUUUAAUGCGUAUUAAAAAUUAUAAAAGGGGCAAAUGGAGAAGUAAUUAGCAAAAUAUGAUGACUGAAUGCAUUAUGAAAUUGAAAACAUUUCAAAUUCAAAACCUUUGUUGAUGUUUUAUUGAAAAAGUAAGAUUGCGUCCUGUGCUUAGUGAUGUGACCAUGGAAUCACGUGACAUUUGACAUGUAAACAAAAAUACUCGUGUCAAAUUAGAUGACUUGAAAAUAAAUUGUAAAAACGCAAAAAUGAACCCGUGUUCUUCCCAUCUUCAAAAAGAAGAUAUUCUUUUACAAAUUAGGGAUAGUUUACGUAGAAACAAUGUGAAACUUUGGCUGGAUCCGUAUUUCAGUGAGAUAAGUGGUCCUUCGGAGAACACGUUAAAGAGUUUGGCUCAAAAUUACAGUCGAGACAUCAACGCUCCUGUAGACAAUUGUUACGAAGCUCUUCUUGAACUCCAAAGAAACUCAUUAGAGAAUUUAAAACAAAGCAAUCACUACAAAGAAUCAGGUGAGGCGACGUUAAAAAUCAAGAUUUUGCAUCCAAACAGCCCCCCGCGUAUGCUCACGAAAGAACUGCUCUUAUCUUUGAGAGGUUCCGAUGUUAAAGACAUUAUUGCUAAAGAAAUAAACAUCAGUCACGAUAAAUUGAAGUUAAUUCACGCCGGGAAAGUGUUGUCGGAUUCAGAAAAUUUGAGCACCCAAGGUGUGAAAAACGGUCAACAAAUCAUGGCGAUCACAUUUUCGGAAAUGUCUCCAGGGCUUAAAGAAACCGAAAACCAAAUCCGGGAAUUGGAGGGUGUGAAAACCGACUCACGGCUUCUAGCCCUUGACAAUGAAUAUGUCCAAUUGGAGGACCAGUUUGGCAAUAGUGUGAAAAUCCCCCCCGAGGAGAAACGGGCGUUGGUGGUAGCAAUGGCCUUGCAUGAAAAGGGGCGAAGCGCCCUGAAGCGUGAAGAUUACUCCCGAGCUUUAAUCUUUUUUCUUGAAGCCGACGAGGAGUUCAAACGGUGCACUUCGCAAAUUUUAAACACUGUCGAUAAUUACGCCCUACUAGACCUCGAUAUCGCGUGGUGUUAUUUGUGUUUGCAAAGUGUUGCGAAUUUACCAGAGGCUUAUGAGAGGCUCAAGAGGUGCGAAGAGCGGUUUCAUGCCAGUUAUGGGCCGAACCUGGAGCGGCUCAAGGCUGUUAAAGGCGUCACAGGUAACGAGGCAGUUUUAUUUAUGCGGCUUCACCUCCUCCAAGCCAUAGUUUUAUACCAUAAAAAUAAGCGAAGCGAAGCUUUGCGGUUACUAAAAAAGGCACAGGAAGAGCUUUCGGCCUUGAAAGUUGAAGAUGAUAGUGUUACAAUGUUGGUAGAAUUGGGGUAUUCGAUGGCUGAGGCCCGACUUGGGUUGCGAGCCACCGGUGGUGACGUUAACAAAGCUGCGAAUUAUAUCGACGAGAAUAGAAAUCAAAGGUCUCAGGCGAGGCAAAAAGCCUUGGCUGAGGAAAUUUUGCAAAGAAAAAGAUUGAAACUGGGAAAAUGUGUUGAUGGUAAACAAUAUGUGGACCCCAAUUUCGUUAAAAUACUAGUCAAUAUGGGGUUUAACAAGGAAGCUGCUCGUGUGGCCUUGAAACACACCAAUAACGUAAUUUCAGAUAGCAUUCAAUAUAUACAAGAACAUCCCCAGCCUGGUCCGAGUCAAAGCAAGAGUAUCGAAUUUUUAGCAUUGAUUAAUGAUCUAGUGCCGGAGUUGCAAGCGGCGGGGUUCGACCCAACCAUGUCAAAGUUAGCGUUGCAUAAACAUGGUGGUGAUAUUAUGAAAGCUGCUGAGGAUUUAUUGGCCAACAAUGGGAUCAUCGAUGGGGAUUGGACGAUUUUGAACACUGAUUCGAAUUCGCAAACAGUCGAUAUAGCAAAAAAAGAAAAAAAAGAUGAAGCCUUCAAGAGAAUCGCAGGUGAUAUUUCCAUGGUGGAUGACGACCAUUUAGAUCUGACUUUAGUCCAAGAAGAACUGUUUCUUAAUCAGUACUUGUCCCUCCUCAAAAAUGAUAAAUAAAUUCCUUGCGUAUUGAAUAUUUUUAUAGAAUUUUUAAUCAUCUUCAAUCACAUAUAAUAAAUCGAGACCGGAAUCAAAAA